AUGAAAGAAUCUAAAGAAGCCCUGCUGUCCCACAUGAACGACUCCGACAACAUCGAAUCCGACCCACCCCCAGCCUACGACAAACCUGCCCCAAAAGUCAACCGCGGGGCACCACUCCCACGCCCACCACCCCUCAACCUCCCAGUCCUAAACCGCCUCCGCAGCCAGCGCGUAAUCCUCGCCUCACAAUCCCCACGACGCAAGCAAAUAAUGUCAUUCCUGGGCCUCCCAAACCUAGAAAUCAUCCCCUCAAACGCCAAUGAAGACCUACCAAAAAGCCUAGGUCCAUUCGAGUAUGUUCUCGCAACAGCAACGAAAAAAGCGCAAGCAGUCUACGAGCAAGAAAUCAACAACGAGAUCAAGGGUGAGCCAGCCCUAAUCCUAGCCGCGGACACGGUCGUCGUCGACCCAUCUACUGGCAACAUCCUCGAAAAGCCCCGCUCAGAAGCACACCACAUGACCAUGCUGCGUUCGCUACGUGAUGCCCGAAACCACAAGGUUUACACGGCGCUUGUGGCUAUGGCGCCGUUGGCUAGUGCGCGGGACCCUGGGUAUGCGAUUGAGAGUAUGGUUGAAGAGACAGCGGUGAGGUUUGACAGUGAGGUUACGGAUGAGUUGAUUAUGGCUUAUGUGCGCACGCGCGAGGGCGCGGAUAAGGCUGGUGGGUAUGGGUUGCAGGGACUUGGGUCUAUUCUUGUUGAGAAGAUUGAUGGCAGUUAUGAUAAUGUUAUUGGGUUGCCGCUUAAAGCGACGCUUAAGAUCAUUGAGACUGUUAUGCAGAGGGCGGAAGAUGAUGAUGAGAUGCCUGGGGAUGAUGGUGAGGAGAGUGAGGAUGAGUGA
This is a messenger RNA of Penicillium vulpinum, 840 nucleotides long. RefSeq names its product nucleotide diphosphatase. Bases 1 to 840 code for a protein of 279 amino acids. NCBI's taxonomy places the organism in Eukaryota, Fungi, Ascomycota, Eurotiomycetes, Eurotiales, Aspergillaceae. The transcript has a single exon. Gene Ontology annotation, molecular function: nucleoside triphosphate diphosphatase activity. The record is from RefSeq and is a predicted model, not a curated record.